AUGGUCGGGGAUGCAGUGGUCCUCCUGCUAUUGUCCCACUGCUUGUCCUGCAUCCUAUCACAGAUCCCGGACCCUGAGCUUUUACCCACGGACCCCCCAAAGAAGCCAGACCCCGUCACAUCAGAGACUGUUGUAUUUUGGGGGCUGCGCUUAUGGCAGGUCAUCGGCAUCUUUGCUGUGUUUGUUUUAGCAGUUGUGAUUACCCUGUGUUGCAUUUUCAAAUGUCGAAUCCCAAGGACCAAGAAGGAAAUUGAAGCGCGUCAUGCACAACGACAGGCUGCCAAGAAAUAUGCCAACACUUUGGAGACGGUGCCACCUCUUAAUGAGCUGACAGAGGUGCCGGGAUCCAUUCCUGACACAUCCACUGUCCAAACGCUCUCUGAGCAGGUCCAAAGCGAGAGCCAUACCGACAGUCAGCGCUCUCUGGUUGGUCUCACUGAAGAGCAGCCCAGCUCACAAGCUUUGCCGGAGACAGCGUGA
Molecule: messenger RNA, 480 nt
Organism: Nerophis lumbriciformis (worm pipefish)
Lineage: Eukaryota; Metazoa; Chordata; Actinopteri; Syngnathiformes; Syngnathidae
Source: RefSeq, a predicted model, not a curated record